Pieris rapae (cabbage white) is the source of this 727-nucleotide messenger RNA. RefSeq names its product tetratricopeptide repeat protein 36. The transcript is spliced from 4 exons. Gene Ontology annotation, biological process: cilium assembly. Lineage: Eukaryota; Metazoa; Arthropoda; Insecta; Lepidoptera; Pieridae. The record is from RefSeq and is a predicted model, not a curated record. Gene Ontology annotation, molecular function: protein binding. The coding region runs from base 84 to 638 and encodes 184 amino acids.
AUUAAAUUAAUAACUUGUUUAUGUAAAUGAACCCGUUCUCAAUUUAGUUGAAAACAAACUGUUCUCGAGUAUAGUUCUUUGCAAUGGCGCACGAGAAUUUAAGUGAGAGAGAUAGGGCGGUCUUGAGAAGUAUUUUUGAUCCUACUGCAACAAUUGGUGAUGUAGCUGAUGACGGUGAUAAGUUUAUGGAAGAUGAAGAAGAUAAUACACCAGCAAACGAAGAAUCGAAGACUCUUUGCAUCCAAGGGGUGAAAUUAGCUGAAACAGGAAAACUGAACGAAGCUUUGGAGUUGCUUAGCCGAGGAAUUGAAGUUGCACCAAACAGAGCUUCGGGGUAUAAUGACAGAGCACAACUUUUACGGCUUAUGCAAAGAAAUGAGGAAGCAGCAGCCGACAUAAAUCAAGCCCUUAAUUUAACUGAAGGAAAGCGAACUAGGUCGCGUGCGCUAGCUUUGUGUCAGCGCGGCGUUAUGUUGCGAAAGAAUGGAUCUGACGAUGAAGCACGCGCUGCCUUCGCUGAGGCUGCUAAGUUGGGAAGUAGCUUUGCUAGAAAGCAGGUGGUGGAGUUAAAUCCUUAUGCUGCCCUGUGUAAUAAAAUGCUCAGCCAAGUUAUAAAAGGAGAGAAUAUAAAAUUAUGAGCUAAAAAUUGUAAUGACAACAACUUUUUGAAUUUUCUAAGACAUAUUUCACUAAUAUAAUUUUAAAUAAAAGACACAUAUCUAAUGGA